Molecule: messenger RNA, 1176 nt
Organism: Corvus hawaiiensis (hawaiian crow)
Lineage: Eukaryota; Metazoa; Chordata; Aves; Passeriformes; Corvidae
Gene: MPG
Product: N-methylpurine DNA glycosylase
Exons: 5
Coding region: 232-1053 (273 amino acids)
Biological process (GO): base-excision repair
Molecular function (GO): DNA binding; alkylbase DNA N-glycosylase activity
Source: RefSeq, a predicted model, not a curated record
CCGCCCCUCACGGCCGCUGCGGGGCUUCCGCGGGGCCUCGGCAGGGGCUGCGCGCGCCCCGCCUGCGGCGGGAACGGGCCCGGCAGGUGUAAGGACUGCAGCCCUGAAAAGGAAGCACCAACUUUUUGGAACUCACAUAGUAAAGUGGUGACAAACCAGAAGAACAAUUGCACCUGAUGUAAUUGCCUCAGGUCCAUACUACUGGCUGGAACAGUAGGUUGAAUCUGAACUAUGCCAAGAAAAAGAAAGCUGUUGGCUCAAUUAAGUGCUCUUCAAAGCAACACCAGCUUCCCUCAGAUCGAUGCCUUGGAGAAACUGAGCACUACACCUGGAGCAGAUCCUUCUCCAAAAAGCAGCAAGUAUUUUGUGAUAGAGAAAAAAAACUCUCCUCAGCUACAAGCAGAUUUUUUUGACCAGCCCUGUGUUAGUCUGGCCAAGUCCUUUCUGGGACAGAUUUUGGUUCGCAAACUUCCUGAUGGCAGAGAGCUCUGGGGCAGGAUUGUUGAAACAGAAGCUUAUCUGGGUGGGGAAGAUGAAGCUUCCCACUCGAAAGGUGGGAAGCAAACACAACGAAAUGCAGCAAUGUUCAUGAAACCAGGAACUCUGUACGUGUAUCAGAUCUACGGGAUUUAUUACUGCAUGAAUGUUUCCAGCCAAGGAGAAGGGGCUGCAGUGCUGCUGCGUUCCUUGGAACCUCUGCAGGGCUUGGAUGCCAUGAGGGAGCUGCGCAGGGCCUCCAGGAAAGCACCCACCAAGCUGCUCAAGGACUGGCAGCUCUGCAAUGGGCCCUCCAAGCUCUGCCAGGCAUUUGGGAUCGACAAGGCUUUUGACCAAAGGGACCUGACUCAGGAUGCUGCCAUCUGGAUGGUGCCUGGACAGGACCCGCCAGGGGAGCAGGACGUGGUGACCACUACCAGGAUUGGCAUUGGCGACAGGGGAGAGUGGGCACAGAAACCACUCAGGUUUUAUUUACGGGGAAACAAAUUUGUGAGUGUUUUAGACAAGAAGAUUGAGAGAGAGAUGGCAGCAAGGGGACACUCCCCUUGCAGCUGACAAGUCUUGGAAGUGCCCCAGGGACCAGGACCUGAGCUGUGCUCUGUACAAUGGCCUCAGGCUGCAUCAUGGCAGGUAGAGGGGCUUGGGUGUUUUUAACAAUAAAUGUACUUUGUCACAAUG